AUACAUGCCAUGAAGCGAUCCCGCGCCUGCGACGACCUAGUGGCGCUGGCCGCCGAGGCCUCCACCGGAUGCAGCAGCAGCAGCAGCGGCGCACUACGACGCGGCGUGGACGCCUGGGGGUCGCCCUUCGUGGAGGGCCCCGCGCACCGGUUUAAGCGCUCGCGCGCCGCCGAGGACAGCCCCGUCAGCAGCGGCGACGAGGCCGACGACCAGGAACUACAGGAACGCCACUCGCUGCAGUUCACGCUGGAGAUGAGCGACCUCAGCUGUCUCAGCGCCGAGGUGACGCUGAGCUCGUCCGCGCCGUCGCGCUCGUCCGUGCUGGACGACGACAGCUUGCCUUUGCGCCGCAACUCGCGCGAGAACAUGCUGCUGAGGAAGAAGAAGCAGCGCAUCGCCGAGAUCACCAGCAGCUUCAGCGACUUCGGCGUCCACGACGAGGACAUGGUGCACCACCACCCGACGCCGCUGAUGGCCAAGCCGCAGCCCGUGGUCAUGAUGGAGACGCCCGAGACGCCCGAGCCCCGCAUCCUGCGCGGCCUGUGCUUUCCGCGCGAGUCCAGGUGCAUCGACCCGCUCGACAAGCGACAGGCCCAGCCCUUCGACAUGUCCGCCUUCAUCAUGCUGUCCAUCUCGCCCAAGCGGUGA
Phytophthora sojae is the source of this 648-nucleotide messenger RNA. RefSeq lists its product as hypothetical. NCBI's taxonomy places the organism in Eukaryota, Oomycota, Peronosporomycetes, Peronosporales, Peronosporaceae. The record is from RefSeq and is a predicted model, not a curated record. The transcript has a single exon. The annotation marks the transcript as partial.